ACUCUAGUUAGUCAGAAAUCUCGUCCGCCGACCGUCAGUCCAGCUGCUCCUGUCCGUGUGCAUCUGUCGCACGAUCUGCGUCAUCGUCAUCAUCGUCACCGUCGACAGGGCCCGAAGAAUAUUUAUUUUUAAAAAGAAUAUCAAUCAAGUGCCAAGAUGGGUGAAAGUGUCGAUUCCAAGACGCGCCUGGAGGAGGGCAGAAAUAUCCCGCCCGCCCUGAAGAAGCUGCUCGAAUGGGACGUCGUGAUGACGAAACAGUUUGUCAGCUUUAUGCUGAACUUUGUGCCACUGCGCUCCCUCCGGACGCACUGCAAGGUGCUGGAGUACUCGUGCCAUGGGAUCGCCUGGCUGGCCGGGUGGCUCGCGUUCUGCUGGAUGAUCGACAAGCCGGAGUGGUACCAGAUGCAGGUGAACCUGUUCAUUGGCCUGCUGACGGACAUUGUGAUGGUGGCGGUUAUUAAGGCGGCAACGCGUCGCCGUCGGCCCGCGAUAAACGAUGAUCCGCUGUGCUUUGGGCCGGAUAAGUUUAGCUUCCCGUCGGGGCACGUUUCGCGCGGCGUGUUCAUUACGACCUUUUUGAUCGUGCUGGAUCCGGUGACGGUCGUGUUUUGGCCACCGCUGAUGGCGUGGACGGUGGCGCUGUGCAUUUCCCGGCUGAUUCUGUACCGUCACCACAUUCUGGACGUGCUGGGCGGUAUCUUGCUGGGACUGUUCAAUGCGCUGCUGAUAUCGAUCCUUUGGUUCGACCAGGAGGGUAGCAUCUGGCUGAUCAACUGGAUUACGGACGAGCGUGUGGCGGGUGCGGAAUAUGCUGUGUAAGGUGUGUGGAGUGCUCUAUUUAAACCCCAAAAAAAACUAUAAAGCUUUUGUCACC
Messenger RNA from Anopheles gambiae (African malaria mosquito), 874 nucleotides. Its product is annotated as polyisoprenoid diphosphate/phosphate phosphohydrolase PLPP6. Gene Ontology annotation, molecular function: sphingosine-1-phosphate phosphatase activity. The transcript has 2 exons. The record is from RefSeq and is a predicted model, not a curated record. Bases 157 to 819 code for a protein of 220 amino acids. NCBI's taxonomy places the organism in Eukaryota, Metazoa, Arthropoda, Insecta, Diptera, Culicidae.